This is a messenger RNA of Harpegnathos saltator (Jerdon's jumping ant), 1927 nucleotides long. RefSeq names its product protein abrupt. The coding region runs from base 392 to 1417 and encodes 341 amino acids. Gene Ontology annotation, molecular function: protein binding. NCBI's taxonomy places the organism in Eukaryota, Metazoa, Arthropoda, Insecta, Hymenoptera, Formicidae. Gene Ontology annotation, cellular component: nucleus. The transcript has 4 exons. Gene Ontology annotation, biological process: regulation of transcription by RNA polymerase II. The record is from RefSeq and is a predicted model, not a curated record.
UCUGAGCAACCUUCAAGCUUGAUUUGUUACGUCGGAAAUGGGACAAAUGGACGGACUCGAGUGCAUUUAUUCUUAUCUCACAUGCCGCUAUAAUUCUAUAACAUUGCUCUAAUUUACUCUAAGCGAUGUUUUUUUCGAUGUGUAUGAAUUAAGAUAAUAAAUUAUUACACUCACUCGAAAAAUCAGGGAUUUUAGUUAAUAUUGAAGACCGAUGAAAAUGAAUUCAUCAUGCAAUAAAAUCGCAAGUAUCUCGGUGGCAGUCGUACCAUCAUCUUUUUUUGGUGACAGAAAUGUUUGACAGCUACUGUAACAAGUGCAUUCUCGUUGAUUCUCGUUACGGCACAGUCGGAUUUUAGCGGAAAGGUAAAAAACUUUAUAGGUAAAUAUAGCCAUGGAAUCAUUGUCAAAGGAAUUCUCUUUAAAGUGGGAUAACUAUGUUGAAACUAUGACUUCUGGUCUUCUCUCCCACUUAAGUGAGAAUAAUUUAGUUGAUGUAACGCUUGCUGUAGAUGGACAAUUAAUAACAGCCCAUAAGUUAAUUCUUUCAGUAUGCAGUCCUUAUUUUAAAAACAUAUUUAAGACAAAUCCUUGCCAGCAUCCAGUGGUAAUACUUAAAGAUAUAAAGCACAUGGAGAUUGCGGCUCUACUAAAGUUCAUGUAUCAAGGAGAAGUAAAUGUGAAACGAGAAGACCUACCUACCUUUUUGAAGAUGGCACAAAUAUUCCAGAUAAAAGGCUUAGAGGAUUGUGAGGGACAAAUUAUGCCAAUAAUAAAUAAUUAUGUCAAUGCAUCACAUGCAGAGAAUAAUUCAGAAAAUGUUAACACAUUGUCAAACACUAGCAGUGAACAGGGAAAUAAGCGAAAGCUGUCAGAUGGUUCUGCUAGUUCUCACAAGAUAAGCAAGAGAAACAUAAGAAAAAGAAAAAAGCAUCCACCUAAAAAUGAAAACAACUUGAUCCAGGAACCAAAGGACAAUAUAAACAGUAAUGAUGAUAUCUAUCUUUUAUCAGAUGAUAAUCAGAAAGAUGAAAAUAAUUCUGAGGAUGAAGAUAGUAAAUGUGAGAUUGAAAACAGUGAUUCCAGUAACGAUGAUCAAGAAAUAAUUGCAUUAACUAAUAAAUCAAACUCGAAUGACAAUACAAUGCAGUCAGAAGUACCAGUGACAUAUCGGUUAUCUGCCAGAGGUAGGCCACAAUUAGUACAUGCAGGAUAUGUGUACAACAUGACUUCGCGUUCUGAGGGGCUGAAUAGGCUGCAUUACCGUUGUGCAGAACAGCAUCGCGGUUGCCGCGGCAAAUGCGCAGUGAUUUCAGAGACGUUUAUGCCUACAGGAGUAGAUGACCACAAUCAUCCACCAGCUUAUGAAUCGGAAUACGAUUACCGGAAGAAAAAAGGCCUAGACACAGACAGUGUAUAAAGGCAGAUACUAUUCUAUCAGUCAACAAAUUGCCAAUAGGAGUAUACAUACAUAAAAAUUAGAAAAAAACCAGAAAAGAAACAGCUGGAAGUACAAAAGUUGGCUUAAGAAGAACACUUAUGGCAGACUGUACAAAAACAUUCCGUGACCAAUGUAUAGAGAAUAAGUUUAAUGAUUAAUAUAAAUACCAUACAUAUGUAAUACAGAGUAUACUCGAUAAUAAUGUCGAUCGGAAUGAUGUAAUGUCGCUAUUAACUUUGUUCCAGUAAAACAUUCCUAAGAAAAAUGAUUAUAACUUACAGUAUGUUGUUUUAGAUUUAAAUACAACUGUGAUUUAUAAACUUCCAGAAUUUAAGAAAUAGGGAUCUUAUUUAUGCGACAUCGCCGAAUGGCAAUAUCAUCAAUUCAUUAAAUAGAUAGCAACUCAAUAUCGAUUGGAUGUACAUGUGUUGUAAAGAGAAUGUGACUGAACUUUCAAAUAUACAACAUACAUUAGUAUCAUAAAUACAA